This is a messenger RNA of Staurois parvus, 505 nucleotides long. NCBI's taxonomy places the organism in Eukaryota, Metazoa, Chordata, Amphibia, Anura, Ranidae. The record is from the annotation of a GenBank genome assembly.
AUCAAGCACCUAGGUAUGCAGACUGCUUCUACAAACGUUUGUAAAAGAAUGGGUCGCUCUCAGGAGCUCAGUGAAUUCAAGCCUGGUACUAUGAUAGGUUGCCACCUGUGCAAUUAGUCCAUCCAUGAAAUUUCCUUGCUACUAAAUAUUCCACAGUCAACUGUUAGUGGUAUUAUAAUAAACUGGAAGCAAGUGAAAAAAAAAACAGCAACUAUACCACAAAGUGGUAGGACACGUAAAAAUGACAGAAUGGGGCCAGCACAUGCUGAAGCGAACAGUGCGCAGAUGUUGCCAACUGUCUGCAGAGUCAAUAGUUAAAGACCUCCAAAUUUCGUGUGGCCUUAAGAUAAGCACAACAGUGCAAAGAGAGCUUCAUGGGAGCCGAGCAGCUACAUCCAAGCCAAUAAUGAAUCAAGCUUCACUGUCAAUCCAAUGGACAUGUCUGGGUUUGGCGGUCGCCAGGAGAACAGUACUGUCCUUACUGCAUUGUGCCAAGUGUAAAGUU